Messenger RNA from Salarias fasciatus (jewelled blenny), 2154 nucleotides. RefSeq names its product transmembrane protein 9 (gene tmem9). The transcript has 6 exons. Gene Ontology annotation, cellular component: lysosomal membrane. Bases 193 to 750 code for a protein of 185 amino acids. The record is from RefSeq and is a predicted model, not a curated record. Lineage: Eukaryota; Metazoa; Chordata; Actinopteri; Blenniiformes; Blenniidae.
CGUCACUCUGGAUCCCGGAAGAGGAAGAUAAAUCUACCAUCUCUCAACGAACGUUUUAUUUCUUCCUGAAUAAAAACACGGAUGCACUUUAAUCCUCUCGUCUAACGGUACCUCUUUCGGAACUGGUGGUUCUGCUGGUCUUGGAGGUCCUGGUUCUGGUAGUCCUGGUGGUCCUGAUUGCUCCUGGUGGACAUGUCAUCCUCCAGGAUGUUUGUGGGAGCUGCUGCAGUCACCCUGCUGCUGCUGCUCGAUGCUGCUGCGUUUGCACAGGCCAAGAGUUUUGAGGAUGUUCGCUGUAAGUGCAUCUGCCCUCCAUACAGAAACAUCACCGGUCACAUCUAUAACAGGAACGUCUCCCAGAAAGAUUGUAACUGCCUCCAUGUUGUGGAGCCGAUGCCUGUUCCCGGUCAUGACGUGGAAGCUUACUGUCUGCUGUGCGAGUGCAAGUACGAGGAGCGAAGCAGCAACACCAUCAAGGUAACCAUCAUCAUCUACCUGUCUGUGGUUGGAGCCCUCCUGCUCUACAUGCUGUUUCUGCUGCUGGUUGAUCCUCUCAUCCGUAAACACGACCCCUACACCCAGCCUCUGCACAACGAGGAGGACACUGAGGAGAUGCGUCCUCAGGUGGACAGCAGUCAGGCCAGAGGGAACACGGUGCUGGAGCGGGUGGAGGGCGCCCAGCAGCGCUGGAAGAAGCAGGUUCAGGAGCAGCGCAAGACUGUUUUUGACCGCCACAAGAUGCUCAGUUAAGCCCUGGAGCUGACCUCGGAUCAGGUGGUCUUACACUGUCUCUGUCACCAGCUGCACUCAGACAAACCUCUGCAUCUUUACCGCGCACCGCACCUGAUGAAUGACUACUUCUUCACAUCACUCACAUUUCAAACGCACUCCCGAUAUUUAUCCAGUAUUCAAUAUUUACUCAGCCGCUGAGGUCAAGCUGCAACUCGUACAGCUGCAUGUUUCAUGCACACUUAAAGAGUUCAUCCAUCAUCCUCUGCAAUUUGCAAUGCAACAGAUAAGUAGGAACCUGUGAACAGCUUUUAGACUUUCUCAUUGUCUUGUUCUCUUAAUUUUUUAAAGAUUUUAUUGCAGCAUAGUUGAAACCAGUGUUUAAAAAUGUUGAGCUCAGUUCAUUUGUUGUGCUUUUAGAGUACUAAGCAUAAACCAGGGCUGCACGACAUUGCGGAGUGUAAUGAUGUUGAUACCUUCUGUAAAUCAGAUCUGUAUCAGCAUUUCCAGCACUUUAUUUCUUUAUUUUUUCUUUGAUUUUUGUGUUUUCUGCUUCUUUGCAUGUAAACCAGUAAAAUAAUAUCUAUUAACAUUAUCUAGUUUAGUAGAGCUUGGUCUGAAUGAACAGUGCAUAGUGGCGUUCAGUCUUUUGGUCACGAUAUCGUGCAGCCCUGAGACAGACACACACACACACACACACACACACACACACACACACACACACACACACACACACACACACACACACACACACACACCACACCAUGUCCUCCUUUCACGUCAGUAGUUUUUGGCAUUAUAAGAAAAGCCCGUGCAGAUUUGAUAUGUUGUAAUUUGUUAUUUGACGACAGCCCCCAUCUGUGCCUUCUCUGCCUCGGUGUGAGAAUGUGUCUCUUCAAACUAAAAUGUAAAAGCAGAUGGUGAGGCCUCCCAGUGAAGUUGUAUUCGAUGUGAACCUCGUUCAGAUUUUUUCUGAUGUGAUCUUUGCUCUUGAUGGUACCAGUAGAACCUAAAUUACGUUUUGUACAGAGAUUCUGAAACAAUCCAACUGCUCUGGUUUUCAAUUGUGCAGCAGAAUUUAAUGUAACAUUCAAACAGAGAAUUUAAUGAUGCUCAGAAAAACCUAAUCUAACAGAAUUAGUUACUUUUGCUGAGCGUUUUAACUCCACGUGAUCGUUGUCAUGUUUUUUUUUUUUAUUUCUUCUCAAACUUCUCCAGAGGAGAAGCGGCUUACGUUACGUCUCACACAAUGUGAACUGCUGGUGUUUGUUUGUUUGUUUGUGACAUUUUAUGUGUUUUUAUUGAAGUAUUUCUUUCGUAUCACAGCUGAAGUGUUUUGUAAGCAUCCGAAUCUCCAGAUGAAGUGGAGUAUUGCAUUGGCCAUGUCUGUACAUUCAGCUUGAUGGAAAAUAAAUACAUUUAGAA